AUGAAACCGGACAUUAAGGAUCGUGACUAUAUGUAUCGACUUAUCAUCGGACAGCUUUUCUAUGAUGGUCAUCAACAGUUAGCGCUAAAUUUAGCAUCUGCAAUCGGUUGUUCAGCGCAACCACCUCCACCUUCUGACAAACUAUUUCGACUGGUGUCCAUGGCGAAGCAGUUCGUUGAUGAACCAGAUCUGAAGGAGAAGGAUGGUGUUAUACAGAUGGAUAUAUCCUCAGGUCUUGACCUGGAAUAUGAUGCUGACAUUGAGCCAACAUCGCCAGAGCCAAGUAUGUAUGAAACAAUUUAUCUCACAGCCCAUAAGUCACCAUGUCGUGCAUCGGCAUUCAAUUCUGAUGGAACGCUGUUAGCAACGGGAUCAGCAGAUUGUUCCAUCAAAAUUAUGGAUGUUGAAAGAAUUAUUGCUCGUGAAGUUAGAGGUGAAGUAAGUUUAACUGAAAAUGGACCCGAUGCGCAGCACCCAAUUAUUCGAACUCUUUAUGAUCACAUUGACGAAGUUAACUGUCUUGCUUUUCAUCCGCGAGAACAGAUCAUUGUUUCUGGUGCUAAUGAUUUUACUGUGAAAAUGUUCGAUUUUUCGAAAACUGCAGUUAAGCGGGCUAUGAAAACAAUUUUUGAAGUGGAGCCAAUACGAGCACUUUCAUUCCAUCCAGCUGGUGAAUUUUUAUUGGUAGCAACCAGCCAUCCAACGUUACGUUUAUAUAACAUCGAAACCCAACAAUGUUAUGUAUGCAGUGUUCCUACUGAUCAACACCGUGAUACUAUUAUGGAUGUGAAUUAUUCAGAAAAUGCCCGGCUAUAUGUGACGGGUUCAAAAGAUGGGGAUGUGAAAGUCUGGGAUGGUAUUUCAAAUCGCUGUAUUGAAACAUUUCAACGAGCUCAUGAUGGUGCUCAGAUAUGCAGUGCUACUUUUACAAGAAAUGGAAAAUAUAUAUUAACUAGUGGCUUGGACAGCAUCGUUAAACUUUGGGAAUUGUCAACAAACAGAUGUCUUAUAGCAUAUACGGGGGCCGGUGCUACUGGCGUACAGGAAUAUCCAAUACAAGCAUCUUUCAAUCAUAACGAAGACUAUGUGCUAUUCCCGGAUGAAAAAUCAGGCAGUCUUUGUUCAUGGGAUGCUCGUAAUUCUGAUAGAAAAAGACUUUUGGCACUCGGACAUACAGCAGCAACAAGGACAUUCAGGCAUUCUCCAACGAUGCCGGCUUUUAUUACAGGCAGCGAUGAUUUUAGAGCACGAUUUUGGUAUAAGAAACUCGCAUGA
Molecule: messenger RNA, 1275 nt
Organism: Brugia malayi
Lineage: Eukaryota; Metazoa; Nematoda; Chromadorea; Rhabditida; Onchocercidae
Gene: Bma-cpf-1
Exons: 11
Coding region: 1-1275 (424 amino acids)
Biological process (GO): mRNA 3'-end processing
Cellular component (GO): mRNA cleavage stimulating factor complex
Molecular function (GO): RNA binding; protein binding
Source: RefSeq, a predicted model, not a curated record